CUCCGAUCUUAUACAAAUUACAUGAAAUAUAUCAGAUUGCAUAUUUUUAUUUGAAAAAUGAAAUCGAUAUUUUGUGUAUUAUGGCCUUUUAUAUGGCUAAAUUCAUCAGCCAACAGUAUGAAAAACAUUCUUAUUGGUUUAGGAGAACCAAAUGAGCCAGAAUCAUUAAGAGCAAUGGAAGCGGAAGAUGAAUGGUUUAUACAAAAAUUAAAUCAUUUCAAUCAUACUGAUAAUAGAACGUGGAAACAGAGGUAUCAAGUAAAUUCGGACUUUUAUAAAAAUGACGGACCAGUGUUUUUAAUGAUUGGAGGAGAAGGAAAAAUUUCAGCUAAAUGGAUGCGCAGUGGAGCCUGGAUUGAUUAUGCUAAAGAAUUUAAUGCUUUAUGUUUUCAACUGGAACAUCGGUAUUAUGGUGAAAGUCACCCAACUGAAGAUUUAAGUACUAGCAAUUUAGUGUACUUGAACAGUGAACAAGCAUUAGCUGAUUUGGCAGAAUUUAUUGUUAAUAUCAAAAUUAAAUAUAAAAUACCGCCAACAGCUAAAUGGGUAGCAUUUGGAGGAUCUUACCCUGGAUCUUUAGCUGCAUGGUUAAGAAUGAAAUACCCACAUCUCAUACACAUGGCAGUUUCUACUAGUGGGCCUUUGUUGGCAAAAAUUGAUUUCAGAGAGUAUUUUAUGGUAGUCGAAAAUGCAUUAGCUACAUAUAAGCCAGAAUGUGUGUCACAAAUAAAAGAAGCAAAUCAAAUGAUAAACUAUUUGCUUAAAACUGACCAUGGAGCAAAAAUAAUUGAAAAAAAAUUCCAAUUAUGUUAUCCUUUAGACAGAAAAAACCAUAAAGAUGUAUCAUAUUUAUUUGAAAUUUUAGCUGAUAAUUUCGCAGGAAUUGUACAGUACAAUAAAAACAACAGAUUUUAUUCGAAUCCUGAGCGAUCCUCAGUAACAUUAGAAACUUUAUGUGAUAUAAUGGUUAACAAAUCAAUACCAACUCCAUUAGAUAGAUACGCAGCUGUUAACAGUAAAAUAUUAUCUUUAUAUAAAACAGAUUGCCAAGAUAAUAUUUAUUCCCAGACAAUCGAUUUUUAUGUAAAUACAUCUUGGAGUAGUGAUGCAGCAGGAGGUGCACGACAAUGGACAUAUCAAACUUGUACAGAAUUUGGAUUUUAUCAAACAUCCAGUCAAGAUGAUCAUGUGUUUGGUCAUAACUUUCCGAUACAGUUUUUCAUUGAUUUGUGCAAAGAUAUUUUUGGAAAAUCAUAUAACUUAGAACUAUUGACGGAUGCGGUCGAAAGAACGAAUAACAUGUUUGGUGAAUUGAACAUUAGAGAAAGUCGAGUAUUAUUUGUACACGGUUCUGUUGAUCCAUGGCAUGCAUUAGGUAUUACGCACGCGAGGACAAAAAACAAUGUGGCAAUUUUCAUUAACGGGACAGCUCAUUGCGCAAAUAUGUAUCCUCCUGCACCAACAGAUCCUCCGGAAUUGACGCAAGCUCGCACUACGAUCAGAGAAUACUUGAAAGAAUGGUUGGCGGAAAAUGAUUUCGUUGAUUUAGAUCAAUACAAAUAGUAUGCUAUUCGUUAAUUUAAUUUUAAUGUUUAUUUCUGGUUGUAAUAAUUUUUAUAAACACAUUAUUAUAAAAUACA
Molecule: messenger RNA, 1640 nt
Organism: Melanaphis sacchari
Lineage: Eukaryota; Metazoa; Arthropoda; Insecta; Hemiptera; Aphididae
Product: putative serine protease K12H4.7
Exons: 10
Coding region: 58-1563 (501 amino acids)
Biological process (GO): proteolysis
Molecular function (GO): dipeptidyl-peptidase activity; serine-type exopeptidase activity
Source: RefSeq, a predicted model, not a curated record